ACUGUAGUUGGAAUGGUGGCUAACUAGAUAAUAUAUGGUCGAUUCUCCUGGAAAUACGGUCAAAUAUUGACUUGUUUUAUUUGAGACGUACAUUUAGGUGUGCCUCGGGAGAAGACAACGUAUUUUUUUUGCUGCAGUGUCGUUUGAGGUCAAGAUGAUCGAGGUGGUGGCUUCCAUGGCCCGAGGCCCCGUGUUUCUGGCCGGGGAGCUCAUGGAGUGUCUCAUAACAUUCACCAACCCAAUGUCCCAUCUCUCCACCUCUGCUAGCAGUGAGAUGCUGGCAUGGGCCAGCGCCCAGAUUCACUGUCAGUUUCAUGCCAGUGAGAACAGGGUGGCCCUUCCGGCCCAGGGGAACAAACAGGAUGUCCAGGCGGAAAGCGACACAGUGCUUAUUCCAAGCAGAGGAGAGCGAGGGCAGUGUGUGCUGGACACACCACCUAAGAUACUAUUCUGUGACCUGCGCCUGGACCCUGGGGAGAGCAAAACCUAUUCAUACAGUGAGCUCGUACCCAUAGAUGGUCCUCCUAGUUUCCGUGGUCAGUCAGUGAAAUACGUCUACAAACUGACCAUCGGCUGCCAGAGAGUCAACUCUCCCAUCAAACUCCUCCGAGUUCCCUUCAGAGUGCUGGUUCUGCAGGGCAUGCCAGAGCCUCCAUUUCCCCAGGAUGAGGAGGUUUCCCCCUCUAACCCAUUCCUAGAAGAAGAAGAAGCAAGCCGCAGGGAUGCUCGGCCUUUGGAGAGAGCACUGGACAUGCUGAUGGCCACCACAUCAAGACGCUGCCCACACAUGUUCAAUAUCACCAACAUGCGAGGGAAAGUGGCAAAGUUCUGCAUCUUCAAGAUUGUUUACAGACUUGGGGAGGACAUCGUCGGCACAUUCAACUUCUCAGAGGGUGACAUCCCUUGUUUACAGUAUUCAGUGAGCCUCCAGAGUGAGGAGGAGAUCCAGCAGCCGUACCAGCGGCGUCCCGGCCAGGCCGUCAGUGUGACCGGACACGGGCGACACCUGGAGUCCUGCCUCCACACUGCCUCCAGCCACUUCUCCCUCCCCAUCCCGCUCAAUGUCACACCGGGUUUCAGCACAGACAUAGUAUCUCUAAGGUGGCGCCUGCACUUCGAAUUCGUGACCGCCCGGGAGCCUAUGGAACCACCCACCGUCCUGCAGAACCAAUCAGAGGUCACAGUUUGGUCAGGGGCAGAACAUGUCGAUGUAGAUACCUUCAGCUGGGAUCUGCCGAUCAAAGUCCUGCCCACCAACCCGGCCUUGGCAUCCUACAUGUCUCAGUUUACAGGGACGAACAGCAUUAAUAUUUGACUCUGAGACUGUGACCAUGAGAUGAUCAGGUGUUAAUAUUGUGUUUCUAAGGGUAUCGACAGAUGUGUGCAUGGUCUUGUGUGUGUGAGUGUAUGUUUGUGAGAGGGAGAGAGAGAGACAGUUUUUUUUCCUUUCCAGAUGAGAAAUGUUUGCACAGACGCACAUUUCAGGAACAAAGAAUCUAUUUUUGUUGUUUAUGCAAAGCCAGUGAUGGAUUCCAUGUGUUAAGUAUGCAAACCUAUAUUUUGCCUUUGUCUUAUGCAUUUUUUGAUGCAUCCUAACUUUGAAUACAUAUUUUCUUUAGGAAGACUGACUCACAUUGACUGUGUGAAGUGCAACUGUCUCUGUGACUGCUGUGCAUUUCUGUAUUUAUUUCUUUUUUGACUCUGUUAUGUACUUGCACACUUGAUAUUUCUUAUUUUAUGUGACAACUCUUUCUUAUCCAAGAUAUUUUUACUGUUAAACUGUCUUUCUUUCAUCUUGAGCAAAGACUGUACUGAGGUGUAAAUACUACAAGAGAGAAAUUAAUUAAAAGCGUGCUUUAAAUUUGA
Messenger RNA from Seriola aureovittata, 1866 nucleotides. RefSeq names its product GP1 homolog, RAB6A GEF complex partner 1 (gene rgp1). The coding region runs from base 155 to 1315 and encodes 386 amino acids. Gene Ontology annotation, cellular component: Golgi membrane; Ric1-Rgp1 guanyl-nucleotide exchange factor complex. NCBI's taxonomy places the organism in Eukaryota, Metazoa, Chordata, Actinopteri, Carangiformes, Carangidae. Gene Ontology annotation, biological process: retrograde transport, endosome to Golgi. The record is from RefSeq and is a predicted model, not a curated record. The transcript is spliced from 9 exons.